Cucurbita pepo subsp. pepo (vegetable marrow) is the source of this 1176-nucleotide messenger RNA. Its product is annotated as phosphatidylinositol-glycan biosynthesis class X-like protein. The record is from RefSeq and is a predicted model, not a curated record. Gene Ontology annotation, cellular component: endoplasmic reticulum membrane. NCBI's taxonomy places the organism in Eukaryota, Viridiplantae, Streptophyta, Magnoliopsida, Cucurbitales, Cucurbitaceae. Gene Ontology annotation, biological process: GPI anchor biosynthetic process.
UGGUUUAUUCCUCUCCACACCCCCACCCUAUCCACGUCAUCUUCCCUCGAUCUCAGAGGACGACGAACGAAGUGAAUCGGCUGUUUCCACGAUCGUAAACUUGGCUGAGGAGGCGAAGCUUGCAACGUCGAAGCAUCCUGUUAUACUCUGCUUAGCACCUGCAAAUUUCUAGUUGCCGGUGGAGUUUAUGUGAUGAAGGCCAAGCCAAGCAUUCCUGUUUAUAUUUCUUUGUUGUUGGGAAUUUCAUUUAUAUUCUACCCUGUAUUUGGCUCUUGCCUUGAUGGCAUUUCACACGCUAGUAAGGUUGGAAGGUAUAUUAUGGAAUCGUAUUACGGAAAGCACGAAAGCUUCAUUGAUUCACUUUUUGAUGAUUUCCUGACGCAAGAUCUUCCUGUCAACAUAUGUCAAGUUCUACCAUGUGAUCUAAAUACUGUGCUAAGUCUCUCGAUCCUGUUGAAGAUUAAGGGCGAAGGUUCUCACCGUCAACUUUCAUCGACCAUCAAAUUCAACAUCAAAAAACCCAUACCUCAUGUUCACACACACCAUUGCAAGAUUAUUAUCAUCGAACGACUGCCAUCGGGAGUUUUUGCUGACCCAUUUGAAUUGGAACAUCUUCUUCAUCGUGCUGUAUUUAGUGAUGUAGCCGUUUUUGGAGAUACAAAUUUGGAAUUGCCUUCAGUCCUCUCCAACCUCUCUGUUGUCGAGGUUCACAAGGACGUUGGUCUCAAUAUUUUUUCACACAACAAGAAUUUGCUUGAGUUCAGCAUUGAUCUGCCUUUACAUUCACGAUAUCCGCCAUUAGAUGAAAGCGGUUAUGUCGAAGUUAGAUUGAAGGCUCCGGACUUGUUUUUGCAGUGUAGCAUACAGGAAAAGCCACAUAAUAGGAGCUGUUUAUUUAAGUUGCAAAGUGAUGAUGCAAAGGCAGACCUAACAUGGUCGAUACCAGCAGGUAAACGAUCUAAUGCUAAAAUCGUAGGCGUUGUGACCUUUGUUUCUGCUUUUCUAUCAGUACUAUCAAUUAUAUUUUCUACACAAGUUGGACAACACAAAGUUUUGAAGCAAUGUUAAUUAGUUCAGUAUUAAGUGAUGUUUUGGUCCAAGAUACGUAAACAAGCAUGCAUUGUUUCUUGUUUCUUGCUCUGGUAAUAGAAUUUGGUUCCCAACUCCUUGUUAUGA